Messenger RNA from Symbiodinium natans, 693 nucleotides. Lineage: Eukaryota; Dinophyceae; Suessiales; Symbiodiniaceae. The record is from the annotation of a GenBank genome assembly.
AUGCAGAUUGACUAUUCUCGAUUUGAUCAUAUAGACACUUCGGACAGUGAGGCAGGCGAUCCAACAGCACCGUCGCAACUUCCUCUGGCAUCCGACCGUCCUCCUGGCCCACCUGCCAAUGUUUUGGACGAUUUGGAAGACUAUUUCCAUCGCCUUGACGCACGUCGAUCUGAGCUAGAAGCCGGACUGAAUGCCGGCUCGGACGAGGAAUCUACGCCAGUCCCGUCGGUGGAGCGCUUCGAUGAUGCAGAUUUUGCAGAACUACUCCGCAGCCGAACUGACAGCAACGCUGAGUGUGCAAUUUGUCUUGCAGAUUUGUCACCUGACGAGGAGGCGCUGGAGUUACCUUGUGCUGCGCGCCACACCUUCCAUGAAGAGUGCGCUCGGUCGUGGCUAUCACGGAACGUGACCUGCCCACUUUGCCGGGUGGAUGUUCGUGGGAUUGUCCGACGUCGUGGUGGCCAAUCGCAGGCAUCUGGACCACCAGCCGCCAAUGAGUCCCAAGAUUCGCCCCGUGCCUUCGGUUACACCAGAGAUGGAGGUGUGAUCUUGCGAUACGAUCCGAGGCCGCCGCCAGAAUUGCCGCGUCCGCUGUACAUACCAUUCGACCUUCACCAUGCCGCGGAACUGGUGGAAAUUCAAUAUCCUGACAGGGGGACAGCCCGAGUUUGGCGGGUUCCACGGAACCAAUAG